CUUCUCCGCGAGAGUACCAGAGGAAGGACCACCCACCAUGUCGGCAGUUACGGAGGUUCAGAACACCACAACCGAGGCCCUGGCCGCCCUGCUAGACGGGGGUGACGGCGCCCUGGUGACGCUGGUGGCGGGCGAGACGAGGGUGGCGGCUCACAGGGCCGUGUUGGCAGCUGCGAGCCCAGUGUUCAAAGCUAUGUUCGCGCACGGCAUGCUGGAGGCCAGCAGCGGCCAGGUGAGCAUCGACGACGUGGAGGGCCCGGUGCUGAAGCUCCUGGUCGCCUACACGUAUACCUUGCAGGCCCCCCAGCUGCCAGACACGGCCGCCCAGCUGCUCUCAGUGGCCGACAACUGA
This is a messenger RNA of Schistocerca serialis cubense, 352 nucleotides long. RefSeq names its product speckle-type POZ protein-like. The transcript has 3 exons. Gene Ontology annotation, cellular component: cytoplasm. NCBI's taxonomy places the organism in Eukaryota, Metazoa, Arthropoda, Insecta, Orthoptera, Acrididae. The record is from RefSeq and is a predicted model, not a curated record. Bases 38 to 352 code for a protein of 104 amino acids. Gene Ontology annotation, molecular function: ubiquitin protein ligase binding. Gene Ontology annotation, biological process: regulation of proteolysis; proteasome-mediated ubiquitin-dependent protein catabolic process.